AGCCGAUGAUACUGAAUCAGAAACCCUAGCGAGUGUGAGAGCCCUAGCGAUUAGCCUCUUUCAUCAGUGUGCCCAAAGCCUCUCACCUUGCUUCAACAAUGGCGGCCGCGAGGACUGUGAAGGACGUUUCACCUCACGAGUUCGUGAAGGCCUACUCGGCUCAUCUCAAGCGAUCCGGCAGGAUGGAAUUGCCUGAGUGGGCAGAUAUUGUCAAGACAGCACAAUUCAAGGAGCUAGCUCCUUAUGACCCUGACUGGUAUUAUGUGAGAGCUGCCUCCAUGGCAAGGAAGAUCUACUUGAGGGGAGGUCUUGGUGUUGGUUCUUUCCGAAGGAUUUACGGUGGGAGUAAGAGGAAUGGAAGUCGUCCACCCCAUUUCUGCAAAAGCAGUGGUGCUGUUGCACGGAACAUUCUACAGCAGUUGCAGGAAAUGAACAUUAUUGACCUUGACACCAAGGGGGGGAGGAAAAUCACCUCAACUGGUCAGCGGGAUCUCGACCAAGUUGCUGGAAGGAUUGUGGUUGCCCCUUGAUCAAUGAAUUGUUUGAGGUCUGGUAGCGGCACUCCGCUAUAAUUUUAGGUGUCAAUUUUUGUUUGCUGGAGAAAUGUUGCAACGUAGCGUGUGUUAGACAAUUUUUUAUUCCUGUUAUUGAGUGUUUUACUAAGACAGACAUUGUCAGUAUUUUGUUUUGGAGUUUUGCUGCUUUGACAUAUUUAGUUUUACUAAAUUCUAAAUACUAUGAUAUAUGUCUGAUGUC
This is a messenger RNA of Alnus glutinosa, 756 nucleotides long. Its product is annotated as small ribosomal subunit protein eS19x-like. Gene Ontology annotation, biological process: translation; ribosomal small subunit assembly. NCBI's taxonomy places the organism in Eukaryota, Viridiplantae, Streptophyta, Magnoliopsida, Fagales, Betulaceae. Gene Ontology annotation, molecular function: structural constituent of ribosome; RNA binding. Gene Ontology annotation, cellular component: cytosolic small ribosomal subunit; ribosome. The record is from RefSeq and is a predicted model, not a curated record. The transcript has 4 exons. The coding region runs from base 99 to 530 and encodes 143 amino acids.